AAGGCACGAGUAAGAUGCUGACUCGAGCCUACAAUCACAGGACGUGUAAUCUCCUUGAUAGCCGAGAAGAGGUCCCCUUCAGAGGACAUCUGUACCACAAACAUUCCAUCAGGAUGGGGAGAGGGGAGAUGGACACGGAGUUUUACAAGGCACAAGUAAGAUGCUGACUCGAGCCUACAAUCACAGGACGUGUAAUCUCCUUGAUAGCCGAGAAGAGGUCCCCUUCAGAGGACAUCUGUACCACAAACAUUCCAUCAGGAUGGGGAGAGGGGAGAUGGACACGGAGUUUUACAAGGCACAAGUAAGAUGCUGACUCGAGCCUACAAUCACAGGACGUGUAAUCUCCUUGAUAGCCGAGAAGAGGUCCCCUUCAGAAGGCACCUGUACCACAAACAUUCCAUCAGGAUGGGGAGAGGGGAGAUGGACACGGAGUUUUACAAGGCACAAGUAAGAUGCUGACUCGAGCCUACAAUCACAGGACGUGUAAUCUCCUUGAUAGCCGAGAAGAGGUCCCCUUCAGAAGGCACCUGUACCACAAACAUUCCAUCAGGAUGGGGAGAGGGGAGAUGGACACGGAGUUUUACAAGGCACAAGUAAGAUGCUGACUCGAGCCUACAAUCACAGGACGUGUAAUCUCCUUGAUAGCCGAGAAGAGGUCCCCUUCAGAAGGCACCUGUACCACAAACAUUCCAUCAGGAUGGGGAGAGGGGAGAUGGACACGGAGUUUUACAAGGCACAAGUAAGAUGCUGACUCGAGCCUACAAUCACAGGACGUGUAAUCUCCUUGAUAGCCGAGAAGAGGUCCCCUUCAGAAGGCACCUGUACCACAAACAUUCCAUCAGGAUGGGGAGAGGGGAGAUGGACACGGAGUUUUACAAGGCACAAGUAAGAUGCUGACUCGAGCCUACAAUCACAGGACGUGUAAUCUCCUUGAUAGCCGAGAAGAGGUCCCCUUCAGAGGACAUCUGUACUAUUCGAGGAUGGGAACACAACUUUUUUAUCGGCCAGGAACGCCUCCUCAGCAGAAGCCAGGAGAACGUUUCCACUGCAGCAACUGCAGCAAGAGCUACAAGUACAAGCGAGAUCUGGUGCGUCAUCAGCGCUUGGGGUGCAACCACCGGUUCGACUGUCACUUGUGCUCGUUCAAAACCUUAUACCGCACGAACCUCAACAUCCACUGCUACCGCAGGCACAACAUACCGUGGAUCUGACCCGAGCUGAAACAGGACUCGAGUCGACGCGAUUGAAUAUUCCGAUACAACUCAUCAGUGUAGUGUCAUUUCAUUUAAAAUACAAUAGUUUAGAGCUAAUGACGAGUUCCUUUGUUCUUUGUCCUGGACUAUUGAUUUCGCCUUGGUUCGAACGCGGUCUGGACGAAUGCUUAAAGUGUAUAUUGAAUUUUGAUCGGUUUUAGUACGGAUUGCACUUUAGAUAUAUGAAAUGGUACAACAGCCGUGUUUAUUUUUGGACCUUAUACACAAAUGCUAUCAGACUAAAAUGUCUCCAGGAAUGUAUGUUUCGUAACAAACGGACGGAUUUUCCAGUUUAAAGAUUACUGCUUAGGUUGGCCGCCCGUACCGUUACAGUGGUUGCUUAUUGAGAUCGUGUCGAUAGUCGUGUGUCCGUCUGUGCGACAAUUAUCGAUAGAAAUAUCCUAUAAACUUGAAACUAAGAACAUUAUUGUUUGGUUUAUCUUUGUCCAAAGAGCAAAUCUAUUGAUUUGGAGUCAAAAGAACAAAGAGCAGCAAAGUUACAUAACAAACUAUUAAUCCGAGAUAAAAGUUACACUGAGUUUGGAAAAGAUUGAAUGUAAUAAUAAAAUCGAUUAUACAACCAAGUUUAACAAUUAUAGUGGGUCUCUCAUUGUGGGACAUUCAAAUACAGACAGUUGAUUGAAGUACCGAUGACUAAACAUUAGCUACAACAUGUCACGCGAUAUAAAUCGAUUACACGUCCUGACCGUGGAUAUGUGUUUAUGUUCCAGUGCUCGCAGACAUGAACAAGCUGAUGUGCAAGAACUGUGGGAAGGUGUACAAGUACCAGCGUGGUCUGACCCGUCACGAACGCUACGAGUGUGGUGACAAGAAACUGUUCCAAUGUUCGUUCUGUGAUUACAAGGCGAAGCAGAAGGAGACUCUAAAAAUGCACGUGUUUUCUAAACACAAAAUGUAUAUGAAUUCGAGCCAGUAGCGUUGUGUCUAUAGAGGAAGUAAAUAUGUGAGUUGAGGUGCAAUAAAGAUGUGCUGUGUGUAGCAUUCGCUGACAAUUAUAUUUUUUGUACGGUUGGUUCCCAGUUCACCAUAAAUUGAAGUUUAGUGUUUACUGUUUAUACACUCUUAUUUAAUUGUAAAUUAAAACAGAUUUGGUUGAAACUGUUAUGCAAACAGGGUCAAAUAGGAUUUAUGUUAUAUAUAAAUUGUCAAAUCCAAAUUGCAAAUGAUAUAAACAAUUGUCUUCAAAAAUAAAUGGUUGUCAUAUAGA
Molecule: messenger RNA, 2481 nt
Organism: Homalodisca vitripennis (glassy-winged sharpshooter)
Lineage: Eukaryota; Metazoa; Arthropoda; Insecta; Hemiptera; Cicadellidae
Product: longitudinals lacking protein, isoforms A/B/D/L-like
Exons: 2
Coding region: 891-1211 (106 amino acids)
Source: RefSeq, a predicted model, not a curated record